Anneissia japonica is the source of this 4838-nucleotide messenger RNA. RefSeq names its product unhealthy ribosome biogenesis protein 2 homolog. The transcript is spliced from 26 exons. Gene Ontology annotation, cellular component: nucleolus. Gene Ontology annotation, biological process: ribosome biogenesis. NCBI's taxonomy places the organism in Eukaryota, Metazoa, Echinodermata, Crinoidea, Comatulida, Comatulidae. Bases 1 to 4551 code for a protein of 1516 amino acids. The record is from RefSeq and is a predicted model, not a curated record.
AUGAAAUUUAGAAGUUCAGGUGUGCACAGGUUUAUCAAGGAUCCCGCAACACCAUGGGACCAAAAACUUAAGUUGGCCCGGUUCGCAUGGCAGUCAGAGAAAUGCUUUAUACCAAACAAAGACCAGGUUCUUAUAAAUUGGGCGUGUACAUCAAUAACCCAAGCAUCCAAGUUAGAAAUCGGUCAGGAUUGUGUUCACCAGCUGUGGCUGUAUCUUUCCGAUGUUCUCGGAAGCAUCCAUCUUCAGCAGUUGAUUAAUACAGGAGCCCUCUUCAGUCUCCAAGCAAACUUUAGUAUUGCGGUGAUUGAGUUUCUAGAGGACAGCAUUCAUCAUAAAGACCAUUUGACCUUAGUUCUGAAAUGUUGCCGUUACAUUUUAACUUACCCUACACUGGCUGUUAAUCUGACAUCAAACUUUGAAAAAUUGGCGCAAUUAACUGUUACUCUGAUCAAGAUAAGCGUUACUUAUGUUGUAGAGACGGGAGAAUUGUGCGAGGACCUAAAAUAUGUUCUAGAGGUGAUUCUAAAGCACUAUCAGUCCUCAUUGGUCAAACAUACCUCAGCUAGAAAGUUACUUGUUUCGACUCAAGAAAACUUACUAAUUCCAAGUUUUCAGUUAUUGGGGGAAACAUCAUCUGACCUACUUAGCAUUCAAGAUCAACUAGAGGUCAUUCUAUCUAUGUCAAUCUUUAACAGAGAUCUGCAUGCCGGUUACGUGGAUUACUUGAAGUCGUUGGCGUUUAAGCAUGUGAAGCCGACAGAAUUGAAGCUGAUCAUAUUACAGAUUCAUCACUUCUUUGAGUUCUUAAGGGAUGUUGUUAACAGCUAUGAGGGUCAAAGUUUGCAGUGCAUUUUUGGUGCUUUCCCAAAACUAUUCAAAUUAUUUCUUGGUUCUUUAAAACCAUCUGAUGAUAUAGCAUUUACCUUUCUGUGUAAAAUGUGUAGUAUCCUGAAUAUAUGUAUAGACCCUAUCGAAUCAGUACCCACUGCAGAAGGUACCAUGGAAACAAACCAAACUGAAACCUCCAAGCCAAAUGAUUUGAUAAAUUGGGAUUUGGCAUUACCAUGUGUUGAGCAAAUGUUGGGUAUCGCCUUUAAACAUAACAUAUACCACGUGGCUAGUGAUGCGGCAGAUGGAAAACCUGUAUUCACUUGGCUAAAUGAUCUUCUUCAAAAGCUCCUAAAUGUGGAUCUAGAAUUGUCUUCAUCCUGGUAUCGAUGUCUCCACCAUAUGGUGGAUCUAAACCACCUUCUGGUGGAACCACAUCUCAAAGACAUCUUUGCCAAAAGUUUGCUGAAUGUGCCGUCUGCAGAAGACCCAGCAAAGACCAACUUCUUCGACCAUGUCCUUCAGGUGUACACCAAGCUGCGUCAGUUUGAUAGAUUUGUUGAGGUUCUGUUGGUGUGCGUUCGUGAAACUGAGAUCUCUAGUUUUGAUUGGCUUGAUAGUUUUCAAAAUUUUCCUUCCUGUGUACAUGGACUCACUCCUGGAUUAAGUCUGGAUGUUUGGAGGCUAUUUCUCAAUGAGAUUUCCAGUAACUACAUUCAGAAACUGAAGGCAGUAGAUGAACCACCAGCAAAGAAAAGGAAAGUGCAAAAUCAUGCAAUACCUGUGAAGAAUUUGGAGGCAAUCUCUUCCUUAUCAAAGAUGUUCAUUCUUGAGCUACCCCUCAUUAACAUAUGCUCUAUGGCCCUGAAUUUGAAGAUAGUGAAAGAGCUCAUGAUGGAUAUGAAAACAGAUUUACUGGUUCCACUGUUAAAAAGUGACCAAGUUAAUCAGGAUUCUUCCCUUACACUAAGCACAUUCAUGCUGUCUUAUGCUUGGGGAGAAGCUAAUCUGUUGCUCAGGCAACACACAGCAUACGGUGUUGAUGAAAAGCUAAGCCUCCCAGAACCAUUGAAACAUGGUGACUUUAGCUACCUUCAUGAGUAUGUACCUCCCAAAGUGUGGAGAGCAAGCUCCUCAAAGUGGGUGGAAGCCAAGGAUAGGAGGCUUGACGCUGUAAUGAUACUUUUGAGUUUUCAGCAGGUGUGUAGCCUGUUGCUAUAUGAGGACACUGACGACACUACAGUGAAAUCUACCAUAAAACAGAUAAUGGGUUCAAUUUUGUCUUACAGUACUGACUUAAAAAUAUCACCCAAUGUAUUGUGGAAGGGCCAAAUUGAACAAUUGGACAGUGAAUCCUUUGUUCUGUAUUAUUUGGAAAUGUUGACCGGUAGAUUACCUAUCAUGCUUCCAUUCCUUACUGACAGUCAGCUAAUAUCAACAGCAAGCAUAUUUAUCCAGACUGUGAAUACUCAAGAUGUGACAAAAAAUAACAGAGCAGCUGAUAUUGUUAUACAGUUUCUUAGAAGCCCAGUCUGCUUGGAGUCUAGACAAUUUCAGACUAUAUUGAUGUCAGUUUUACUAGACGAAACUCUCAGUGCAAUCCAACAGUCAUUAAAACAGUUUCCCAAGAAAGGACAGAAAUUGAAACCAGUUUUUGAAAUAGCAUAUGAUAAAAUGUGGAAUCAAGUAGCUGAAAAUAUGCUCAGAAAAGAAGAGAAUGAUCAUGAAAUGUGGCAGAAUGUGCAGUUAGUAACGAAGGUGAUAUGUUCGUAUGAACAUGGAGGCGGAAAGAGUUUUAGUUGGAAACAGAAAGAAAUUGACACGGUUUUGAAUGCUUUACAGAUCUUAAGAUUCGUACCACUUGAACACCUGAUGCCUGGCAACCACGUAAGAUGUCUUUUGGUCCUCUGCUUCCUGAACCAUGUGAUGUCACAAACCUCAGACUCAGUGCUGCAAGGAGUUCCAGGUUGUCUGCUGCUUGUGCGAACCUCUCUAAAGACACUGUGCCAAGUUGAUCUUCGUGGAUCAUUUCUUGAACUUCCAACUGGUUGUGGGCUAUUGAAGUCACUUUCUUCUUCACUAAUGAGCCAGAAAAUGCUAUCAGGUUGUCAGGAAGAUGAACUUCAGCUAAGAUCAGUAACCCAUGACAUUAUGUCAGCCCUGCUAUCUGCAGCAUACAAAUCAGAUAAUGAUACUGUUGUACCAGAGAUGUCACAAUGGUUGUUGGGAGAGUUGAGAAAGAUAUGCAAAACAGCAGAAAACCAGAAAAACGUGAUUGACCAGCAGAAUUCAGUAACAUCAUUGCUUGCUCUUCUUUCUGUGUUUGUCAAACAAGCAACAUCAUUUGCCAGACGGAAGAACAAUGAUCAAAAGGAGGUUUUAAAGGAACUUGAUGUUUUGGCAGACAGUGCCUUGCAUUUCAUUGAAUACCUUCAAAGCGAGGAUGUUCUUAAUGAUUGGUACAAAAACAAAUUUAGUUGUCCAGUAUUGAAGAAAGAUUCAGUAUCUGGAGAAACUUCAGAACUUUCCAAGGAGCUCAUGUCUGAAAACCUACUUUUUUGCAACCUUCUUGAGAUGGCUUCAGUUCUACUUAGAUAUUAUGCAGAUGUGAUUAAUAUCUCUGAGGAAGCAGAAUUUCCGAUGUUCCAAGACAAGUGGAGCUCUCAGUUACUGCCAUUGCUGCAGAAUAUCCUGGAGGCCAAGAUCCCGACUACAACUGCCAUUGUCAAGAGGAUCAUGGAAUUCUUCCGGAGUGUAUGCUUUGUUGCAGAUGCCAGUGCUGUUGUCUCCAGUCAUGAACUGGAGAAGAUGUGGCUGAAGUUUGUUGAAUGCUUAAAGUAUGAAUAUGUUGAAGAGGCUAGGCUGUGUGGACAGAUGAUACUAAAGUGUUUAGAUUCUGCUAAGCUCUCCACUUUGCUUGCUGACAUCGAGACAGCUCUGACAACACAGAGUUGCAAUGAAAUAAAAGGUCUUUUGAUGGCCCUGAAGAUUAUUCCAUUAACUAAUCUUCAGGAAGAAAGCUGGCAAGUGCUAAAACAAUCUACACCUCAGGUUUUACUAUCUCUGAUGGAUUUUCUGCAUUCACUCCAUCCAGUUACAUCAGAAAAUGUAGACACUGUAUGUAGUGCUGUCGAUGCUGUGGUUUCCUUGCUGAUACCCGGAAAUGAUUUGCUUCCAGCCAAGGUUGCCAUGACAACAUUACACAUCGUUCAUUUUGUUCCUCUGAUGGACCUUCCUGCUGUGCAUUUCUCAAAGUGUUUCACAGUGCUCUUCCAUCUACUGGACACCCUCCUGCUGCAGUAUCCAAAAUCAGUCACUUCUUCUCUUCCAAGUUUUUUAGAAGGUGUCAAAUAUCUUUUGAAUUCUGUUAUGUUUCGUGGAAGAGAAGCAAUUGGAGGUUCCCAAGAAAAAGUACAAGAGAAGCUUCUGCUUAAAUGUGCAGAGGAUAUGGAUAGAUUAUUGACACUUUUGGCCUCACAUAAAGAGGAUGUGCAGAAAGUGAUAGUUGUUCUGGUAGCAGAAUAUGUCCGUCAGUUGCAGAAAGGAACACUCCAUCCAGCUGUUAAGAAAUCAUUGGGAAAUGGUUUAAACAGCAUAGUUUCUAUCUGCGAUGAUAAAUCAUUAUCUUUGCUGGGGGCCACUCUGCCUGAUGGCCUCAAGGAAAUUUACAAAGGUUUUUACUCGGACUACAAAAAGUAUUUCAAGUACACAGGACGUGUAUAAGCAUAUGCAAAUCAUUUUUAAAGAAGUAUAAAGUAUAUCUACUUGUAUGGUAUAUAAAAAUACCAGAUGAACAUUGACUGCUAUUUUAUGGACAGAGAGGCUUGUUUUUCUUGUACUUUCUUUUAAUGAAAUUUAGUAUAUUUGUUUAUCUGUUUGUCUACAGCCAGACUGAAUUUUAAUGAAAUAUUGAUUUUGAUUGAUUUUAUGAUGUAAUGGUAAUGGUAAUGGUUGGAGACUUAUAUAGCGCAUAAUACAUGGUGUCUAUGCGCUCGGGACUAGAUGUUGCA